Messenger RNA from Leishmania mexicana MHOM/GT/2001/U1103, 1437 nucleotides. RefSeq names its product putative ATPase. The coding region runs from base 1 to 1437 and encodes 478 amino acids. Gene Ontology annotation, cellular component: cytoplasm; mitochondrion. The record is from RefSeq and is a predicted model, not a curated record. Gene Ontology annotation, molecular function: ATP binding; ATP hydrolysis activity. NCBI's taxonomy places the organism in Eukaryota, Euglenozoa, Kinetoplastea, Trypanosomatida, Trypanosomatidae. The transcript has a single exon.
AUGUUUCGGCGAGCUUCUGUUCUCCUCUCCCUCCGACCUUCCGAGGCCUACCGGCAGCUUGUCUUGCGGGGCGACCUCUCAAACGAUCAAAAUCAAAUUAGUGCUCUGCCUGUGUUUGACCGUCUUUACGAUGAUUUGGUGAAGUACACGAAGGAGAGUAAGCGCAUCGCUGUUCCGAAGCGGCAAGUGGAGCUUCGCCCUCCCAAUCGUCUAGGAAUUAUCCCAUCUUUUUUUCUUCGCCGUGAGCAGGAGAAAAAGGUGGAGCAAGCCCUUAGCGAUGAUAACAAGGCGGUGUACCAUCCCCUGUCGCACGUGAAGGGGCUGUAUGUGUGGGGUGGGGUGGGAUGCGGCAAAACCAUGCUCAUGGACCUGCUGUACGAUAAUGCGCCUCCCGAGAUCCGCAAACGGCGCCUUCACUUUCACCAGUUCAUGCUGGAUAUGCAGAAGACGUCAAAUUCGAUCCGCUACAAGUCGAAGGAAGAGAUGCAGGAUCCUGCAAACCGGACAAACAUGGUGCGCUACAACACCAGUGACAAUCGCCGUCGAACCCCGGAUGCCGAGAUCAAUCUGUUCGACGAGGUGGCGCAGCGGAUGAUCAGCGAUGUUGAGCUUCUUUGCUUCGACGAGGUGGCCGUCUCUGAUGUGGCACACGCCAUGAUUCUCAAGCGUCUCUUCCAUUCAUUCUACAAGAUCGGACUUGUUGUCAUCUUCACUUCAAACCGCCCCCUUGAGGACUUGUACAAGGAUGGCCUGAACCGUGGUGGGUUCAUUCCUUUCAUCGAUCUGGUGAAGAAGCAGUGCAUCAUUCAUCACAUGAAGAGCAACGUCGACCAUCGGUUACUCGGCCACCAGGCGGACACCUACCUCACUCCAAUGAACAGUGAGAACACCUCCAAGUUCGAAAAGCUGUUUCUUGAGAUGUGCAAGGCGAUGCCUGCGACGGAGCGGAAGCUUGAGGUGUUUGGGCGCGACGUCAUUGUGCCGCGGGCAUGUGGAGGUGUGUGCUACUUCCACUUCUUUGAGCUCUGCGGCGGUGAAAAGUCUACGGCAGACUACGAGGUAAUUGCCAGGACGUUUCACACAAUCUUCAUCAAUGGUGUGCCCCAGUUUCCGUACGAGAACAGCGAUGUGAAGAGCCGGUUUCUACUGCUCAUCGAUACGCUGUACGGGCAUAGGUGCAAGGUAAUGAUUCACGCUGCGGUUGAACCGCCGCAGCUGCAAGCUCCGAAAGGAGAGGGCGCGGGCAGAAUAGAAGGCGGUGCUCAACGGUUCGAUCAGCUUUCCGAGUUCGAGCGCGAAAGUGGUAAUAAGUUAGUGGAUGCGGAUGAUAGCGCGUUCCAAAUGGACCGGUGUGUGUCGCGUCUGUUCGAGAUGCGCACAAAGGAGUACCUUGAGAUCCCUCAUGAGCCACAGGAUGUGGAUUUAUCCACGCGAUGA